GCACUUUGCAGUCGAACGAGAAUAUUGAUUUUAAGUGAAAAGUGAAUAUGGAAUGGAAUAUUUAACAAAGAGUUUUAUAUUUAGUUGGUGUUUAAAAAAGCUUCAGUUAUAUUUGUGGUACUAUAUAUAAGUAAUUUUUUUAAAUAAAACAUAAGUAAAUUAUUCACAAUGAGUAAAGAAAAAAGAGACCCCGAGUAUCCCUCAGAACUAGAGUCCCAAUUUGUGUUAAGGCUUCCCGAAGAACCAGCCAAGUUACUUCGUGAUGUGCUUAAAACAGGAGAGAACCUUAAAAAUCGUUUGACAAUACAAAUCGAUAACGAUAUGAGACAUGGCGAAGUCCGGUUCGACCACUGGUUAAUGCAUGCUAAAAUUAUGGAUUUGCCGACCAUUGUAGAAUCCCUGAAAACUAUUGAUAACAAAAGUUUCUAUAAGACCGCAGAUAUAUGCCAAAUGAUGAUUUGUAAAGAUGAACCAGAUACACCCACAGUGGAAGAAGAGUCACCAUCAAAAAAUAAAAAGAAAGAUCCAUAUAAAGUUGACAAAAAGUUCUUGUGGCCGCACGGUAUAACACCCCCUACAAAAAAUGUUAGAAAGAGGCGAUUUAGAAAAACAUUGAAGAAAAAGUAUGUGGAAGCACCAGAAAUAGAAAAAGAAAUAAAAAGACUUCUACGAGCAGACAAUGAAGCCGUAAGUGUGAAUUGGGAAGUCAUCAAGGAUGAAGACGAACAUCCGAAGCCUGAAGCUAGCACAUCUGCUCAUACUAAGCCAGAACGCAAAACAAAGUCUGAAAGACAUAAGAAAGAGACAGUUACUUCAGAGACUGUAAAUCAAAGAUCUUCAAAUGUUGACGACAUUUUUGGUGGAGCCGUCAGUGAUAGUGAUGAUGAAAAUGCUAAUGUUGAUAUGGAUGAUCGCUUAUCACCAUAUGAUAGCCGACUGAGCGACAAUAACUCAAUGUAUGGAAUUGGAGAUACACACUCAAGAAGAGAAUAUGAAAUUGAGUUUGAGUCACAAAUGUUUGCAGGGCCAAGUUCAAAGAAAUCUGCUGGUCGUAACAGUACUAUAACAUCUGCAUCCCAAAUAUCAAAAAGUGGUACUCUUUCUUCUGAAGAAGAGCUUGAAUACAAUUCACGUGACAUGUCUAAAGACAAUAUGCAAUUUAGAAUUGAUCAAUUAGCAGCUGAAUUGGAAGAGUUGAAACAACGUCGACAAAGAACUCAACAUGAAAUUGCUGGCAUGGAAAAUUUGACUUUGCGACAAAGAUUCCAAGACAUUUUACACACUCUGAAUCAAGACAUCAUGUAUAAAGAAAUGGAGCGUCAAGGCUUGAUCACCCUUCAAACUUCAGAUGAUAUUUAAAUUAUAAUACAUAUAAUACAUUUAUUCUAUUACAUAUUAGCACUCUAUUGAUAUAAAUCAUGUUAUUUAUAAUGUAUUAAAAUAAUUAUUGUCAAAUUAAUAUUUACAUCCACUACAUUUAUUUUAUAUGUAUUAAAAAUUAGUGUCAAAUUGAUCUUUACAAUACACUUCCAAUGAGUUUAUGAGGAUUAUACAUAGAACAUAUCAAGUACAAUCCAUGCACAAAUUUUGAAGAUUAAUCUUCUGUAUGGAUAAGAAUGUAAUUAGUUUCUCUAAGAUCACAUAGGAAUUUUUUGUCUUAAUCUAUUAUAACACUUUUGCUUACUUUUUUUUAUACUUAUUUGCAUAAGUAUUUUGUAAUUAGAAUAAGUGAAUCUCUUAGUCAAAUAUAAAUGUAUUUUAUAAUCCGAUUCAGGUAUAUAAUAGUAGCAGUAGAUGCAUAGUGUAGAAAAUCUAAAUAUUACAAUGUUAAUGAUGGAUAUGUAGUUUUUAUUAUU
Papilio xuthus (Asian swallowtail) is the source of this 1856-nucleotide messenger RNA. Its product is annotated as transcription initiation factor TFIID subunit 7. Bases 169 to 1359 code for a protein of 396 amino acids. Gene Ontology annotation, biological process: transcription initiation at RNA polymerase II promoter; RNA polymerase II preinitiation complex assembly. Lineage: Eukaryota; Metazoa; Arthropoda; Insecta; Lepidoptera; Papilionidae. Gene Ontology annotation, molecular function: RNA polymerase II general transcription initiation factor activity. The record is from RefSeq and is a predicted model, not a curated record. The transcript has a single exon. Gene Ontology annotation, cellular component: transcription factor TFIID complex.